Paramacrobiotus metropolitanus is the source of this 1655-nucleotide messenger RNA. RefSeq names its product patatin-like phospholipase domain-containing protein 2. Gene Ontology annotation, biological process: lipid homeostasis; triglyceride catabolic process. The record is from RefSeq and is a predicted model, not a curated record. Gene Ontology annotation, cellular component: lipid droplet; cytoplasm; membrane. The coding region runs from base 135 to 1436 and encodes 433 amino acids. The transcript is spliced from 7 exons. NCBI's taxonomy places the organism in Eukaryota, Metazoa, Tardigrada, Eutardigrada, Parachela, Macrobiotidae. Gene Ontology annotation, molecular function: triacylglycerol lipase activity.
CGAUAAAACACCUUAGGGCACUCUUUCUACAACCAGCAUUUUGCUGCAAAAUUCUUUCUUCAACAUGAAAAUAAGAAUGUUGGUCCAACUUCCGGCUGCAGCUAAGUAAUUCGCAGAGCUGCAGCUUCCGGCAGAUGCUGAAUAAUUUGCGAUAUUUAAGUUUUGUCUGUUCUGACCGUAAUUUUUUCUGCUUCGCCUCCACUAAAAUGACCAGAAAGAAAAUAACCUUGUCGUUUUCCGGAUGCGGGUUUAUGGGAAUUUACCACACGGGAGUAAUUCGGUUCUUGCGGGAGUGUGAAGAUUACAUUGAAGUAGACAAAGCCGCCGGUUGUUCGGCUGGCGCUAUGGCUGCUGUCGGUCUACUAUGCCGACCUUUUGACAGGGACUUGCUACUGGGCAUUAUGGAUGUUGCACGUGCCACGCGUGCCCAUCCGCUGGGUCCACUGAAUCCGCGCUUCAGCCUAGCCAAAGCCAUUCGGCGGGCUCUGACACACAUGCUCCCAUCGAACGCCCAUGAGAUGUGUCGCGACCGGCUGCGAUUGUCGGUGACCCGCUGCUACGACGGGAAGGGUGUUGUGCUCAACAAUUUUGCCAGCCGGGAAGAACUCAUUGAUGCUGUCGUUUGCUCAUCGUUUGUUCCAUUUAUUUCCGGCAUCGUUCCACCGCUGUACAGAAACACCUAUUACUGGGAUGGCUUCCUUACCGACAAUCUGCCCAUUUACGAUGAGCGCUCCAUUACGGUAUCCCCGUUCUCAGGCGAAAGUGAUAUUUGCCCGUUGGAUGCAUCGUCAGCGUUUCUAGACAUCUACUUCUCCAACCAUCAUAUCCGCCUUACCGCCAAAAACUUUUUCCGUUUCUCCGUAACACUGUAUCCCUCCUCCCCGGAAAUCCUGGAAAAAAUUUACUGGGAAGGAUAUCAGGAUGCCAGACGCUACAUCAAAGAUAUCAUUUUGGGUGAUAUGGACAUUCCCCGACCGGUGGAUCGUCAAAAUCGUUCUGCCUAUCACGAGUCCGCGGCUAACAGCGCAAAUGAAGGGCAGGAUCAGCCACGUAAUUUACAACGACGGACCAUUAAUCGGCAACCCGACCCGCUAUCCGAAGAAUUUGGCCGAGCUAGCAACCAAUUCGUCUGUCUGCUGCACUUGAUCAAAUGUAUGACGCUCCCGUGGAUCCUUCCACUGGAAGUGAUGUAUGUGAUUAUGAUUACCGUCGUCAGCGCCCUGUUGCAUCCGCGAAGAGCCGUUCGGGAGGGAUAUCUUCUCUUCCACGUUACAGUUGCGAUGCUGUUGGGAUAUGAUAAGCAGCAGCGCAACAAGCGAAGGCUAAGGCACAUUCGGCAUUUCGUCAGCUUUGUUGAUAUCAUCGCCAGAAAACUUAUCGGACCGCUGCACGAUGAUAACAAUGCACUGGAGUCCUCGCUGGCGCCAGCAGCUUAAUGUUCUUUACUGUGAUAUAUGUAGUUUCGCAAUACAGAGCUGUUCAAGGCUAAUGAUUAUUUAUUUUUAAAAUAUUCUGAUCGAGAGCUUUUGCCUGACAUAGCACAGAACCUGCCUUCUGUCUAUUUCUGAGGGACACCGGCAACUGCUUUUCACACAAUACAUAGAUAUUUGUACUCGUACAAUCUGCAAUGACGAAUGAGAGUCUCAAGUUCUUAU